ACGACCAUCAAAAGGGUAAGCGCAAAAAAAACAAAGUCCCCUUUUAGCGUUUCUUCUUUCUCUCCCUUCUAAGCUUCUUUUCUAGCAAGACAUGCUGAGAUCUCACUUUCUACGUGCCACGCAACUGGCACAUCGACGCUGUCUAAACACGACCGCAGUAAGAACAAGCGCAAGCCGACGCCACUUUCCUCCAGCAACCCACACACCCUCGGUCGAGCAAGCCGUGUACAACAUUCUCCAUAACACGACAGAACCAAAACCUACCAGAGGUCGCCAAAUCCUGAGCUGUUUGGCUCACAACGAACCCGGCGUCAUCACGCGUGUUUCGGGCAUCUUGCAAUCUCGAGGAUUCAAUAUUGAGUCGUUUGUGGCCGCACAUACCGAAUUGCCUGGAUUGAGUCGAAUGACAGUCGUGUUGAAUGGUGAUGGCAAUCAGAUAGAACAAGCAAAGCAUCAGCUGGAAGAUAUUGUACCAAUGUGGGCCGUUUUAGACUAUACCCAUACCAAGCUGGUCGAGCGUGAACUCCUUCUUUUGCGCGUCUCAAUCCUAGGUCCUGAAGGCCAGAGUGAGGAAGCUCAGAAACUUGAAGAAGAACAUGACGAGGGCGACGUGGUCUGGGCGUCCAAGAAACUGCGGGAAACAUCAGCACAUUUGCGUGCAUUAACUGAACUGACGCGUCUAUUUGAAGGAAGACUUUUGGACGUAUCGUCAGAUUCGGUGAUCAUCGAACUCUGUGCAAAGCCUGGUCGUAUCACGUCUUUCAUUAAAUUGUGCAGACCGUUUGGUCUUUUGGAGGCCUCUCGAACAGGUGUCAUGGCUCUGCCCCGUGCGCCUUUGCCAGAAGAAGAACCACAAGAGGAUGAAUUUGAGGAUGACCAUGAAGCUGUGGAUGCUACUUCUCUUCCACCGGGUUAAUGAAAAACUUAUAGUAUG
Zychaea mexicana is the source of this 934-nucleotide messenger RNA. Its product is annotated as small subunit of acetolactate synthase-domain-containing protein. Gene Ontology annotation, molecular function: acetolactate synthase regulator activity. Gene Ontology annotation, biological process: branched-chain amino acid biosynthetic process. The coding region runs from base 92 to 916 and encodes 274 amino acids. Lineage: Eukaryota; Fungi; Mucoromycota; Mucoromycetes; Mucorales; Lichtheimiaceae. The transcript is spliced from 3 exons. Gene Ontology annotation, cellular component: mitochondrial nucleoid; acetolactate synthase complex. The record is from RefSeq and is a predicted model, not a curated record.